This is a messenger RNA of Vairimorpha ceranae, 1335 nucleotides long. RefSeq lists its product as hypothetical. The record is from RefSeq and is a predicted model, not a curated record. NCBI's taxonomy places the organism in Eukaryota, Fungi, Microsporidia, Nosematidae. The coding region runs from base 1 to 1335 and encodes 444 amino acids. The transcript has a single exon.
AUGUUUAAAUUCUUUUACUUUUUUACGGGUAUAUGUACCUCAACAAAUAAUGAAUCGAUCAAUACUACGGAAUCUGUUGCAAGUGAUAUGAAUGAAAAUAAGGCAAAAAAUAAAUAUCAAUAUGAUCAAAUUCUAAAUGGCAACAAUAGCACAAAUCAAUUUUCAGAGCAAGGGAACUAUAAGCUGGAAAAAAUCAUUGGAAACACUUUGGGUUUAGAAAAAGAAUCACGGCCUAAAAGUACACAAGGUUCUGUCGAGGAUAAUCCCUUUUUUGAUACAGUGAAUUUCAAAUGCGUUCAAGAUAAUAACAACAUUACAAAUAUUGAACUUCUUGAAAACCCUAUUAUAAAAAAACUUAAAUUAGAUAAUAAUAGUAAAUGUAUAACUUCUGAAAAUGCAAGGCAUCCAGUACAAAUUUUUCAAAUUAGUCCAAAUAUAUACUAUAGUAGUACAUCUAGCCGUUUUAAAUCUCAAAAACAAUAUGAUGAAGUAUUAAACUCUGAUAAGGCGAUAAAUGAUCAAAGUAAAGGCCAAAAUGAUAAUAUAAAAUGUGAAGAGAUUACAACAUAUGAAGAUAAGAAAAAUUUAUUGAUUAAGUUUUAUUAUACUUAUAUCGAAAAAUUUAAUGCAUAUAAAAUUGCCAGAAAAAAUUUAAAUUACAAUCUUGUAUUUCAAAAUAAAACAGUACAACCCAAUAAUCAACAAAUGACAAAUUUAGAUUUAUUAAUGGAUUUUUGUAGAGAGGUUCUAGGUCAUGUUAAAUCUUCAUUUGACAAAGCCAAAAAUGAGAAAUUUUUAAUUUCAAAAAAAGAUUUCUUUUAUGUAAAUAUAGACAAAAAAUUUAUAUCUAAGUUGUCAAAAGACAAAAGGCUCUAUUUUUUGAGAAAAGUAAGUUUAAAUAAUAGUGUUGAAUAUCAAAUAAAAAAGAUAGAAGACAAUUCUUUCUUUAAAGAAUCUUCAUGUGAAUCUAUAAAAGAAUUAAUAGUAGAAUGCGAUAUGUUUUUAAAAGAAGUGGUAAAAUAUUUUUUGUCUUUUACUUUAGCUGCUAAACUGCAAGAGAGAAAUUUUAAGUUAAUUUACAAUGAAUGUAAAGAUAUCUCACAAAGAAUAACAAAUAUUUCACAAAAUGUACAAUUAGAAUGUAUCGUUAUAAUUAUAAAAAUGUUAAUUGAAGGUUUAGAGUGCUCUUAUGCUAUUUUAAAUAUAGAUUAUAAUUUACGUAUGUUAUUUAAUUCUGUGACACAUUUGUCUACAGAUAUUAAAUGGUUAAUUUCCCCUUUAAAGAACAUUAUGGAUAGUAUUGAUAAAGAAUAUAAAUGUAGUGAAUCUAACUAA